Messenger RNA from Trichoplusia ni (cabbage looper), 6386 nucleotides. It is a transcript of the gene Hsepi, whose product is annotated as D-glucuronyl C5-epimerase. The record is from RefSeq and is a predicted model, not a curated record. Gene Ontology annotation, molecular function: heparosan-N-sulfate-glucuronate 5-epimerase activity. Gene Ontology annotation, biological process: heparan sulfate proteoglycan biosynthetic process; carbohydrate metabolic process. NCBI's taxonomy places the organism in Eukaryota, Metazoa, Arthropoda, Insecta, Lepidoptera, Noctuidae. Bases 176 to 1948 code for a protein of 590 amino acids. Gene Ontology annotation, cellular component: Golgi apparatus. The transcript is spliced from 8 exons.
UCAGCUGUCAGCAAACUGUCAAAAGUCAGCUGCAAUCGAAAGCAAGCUGUCUCACAGUCGGAGCCGAAUUAAUUCGUUAUCAAAAUAAUAAUUCAUGUGUAAAUAGUUCAAUAAGUUGUAAAUAAAUGUUAACAUCAAAUUUUAAAACAGAAUUACAAGUGAUGUGAUAGUUCUUAUGAGAAAUAUCCGUGUGGUUCACUACACGUAUUUUAAGAACGGAUGGAAUGUUACUCGUGUGUACAAAGUGGCGGCAAUGAUGCUGAUCCGGAUGAACAUGCGCGUGGCGCUCGGCGCGCUCUGCGCGGCCGUGGUCAUCUUCACGCUGUUCUGGGGCCACUGUGGAGACCUCUCCCGGAGACCCAUCGGAUCAGUCCUGUCGAACGCACUGGAGCGCGGUGCGAGCGACAUGGACAUGAUCGAUUGCACCAUCAACGGCGAGUACUCAGUCUCGUGCCGGCGGGACCGCGACAGAGACGAGGUCUACGUGCCCUUCUCACUCGUGCACAAGUACUUUGAGAUCUACGGCAAAAUGACAACAGCAGAUGGCGUAGAGAAAUUCGAAUGGUCUCACAGUUACGGUAAGAUCUACCAUCCGAAGAAAAGGUAUGAUCCAAGAGGCACCUUCACCACCUUCGAGAAUUACAACGUGGAAGUCCGGGACAGGGUCAAAUGCAUCAGCGGGAUCGAAGGCGUCCCCGUCAGCACGCAGUGGGAGCCGAAAGGUUUCUACUACCCAACACAGAUCGCGCAGUUCGGGCUAGCACACUACAGCAAGCACAUAACUGAAGCAGAACCUAAAAGACGGAUCAUAGAUGAUGGGGAGAAGCAUUUGGAGAAUUGGAUAAUCAGUAAGGAUGCGUACAUGGCGCGAGAGUUUGAUUCGUCAGUGCAGUCCAACGUGCUGAGGUUUUCCACGUCAGACCACGCGUCCAGCCAGGUCUGGCUAAAGGUGAAUCUCACGCAGGAUUUCGUGAUGAGUGUCGAUAUCCAGAUGAAAGCGAACUCCUCCCUGACAGUUGUCUUGCAGAAUAAAGACAAAAAAGAGACUGUAUACUUACAUUAUGUAACCAGUACGCAGUUGAUCAGUGCGCAGGAUGACCACAUAUACUACGGCAUUGGGACAGAUCAACAGUGGAGACGAAUCACUCGAGAUCUUAUCAUCGACAUGCAAAAAGGCUGGGCACUACAAGAUCGACCGAAAAGACGGUCUCCUAGAAAUAAGUUUAAGAUCUCGAGCAUGAUCCUGAGCGGCAGCGGCGCGCUGGACAACGUGACGGUGUCGAGCAGCGAGCACAUGCUGCAGUUCUUCGCGGCGGCGCGCUGGCUGGUGCGGGCGCAGCGCGCGCGCGGCGGCGGCUGGCCCAUCCCCGUGCGCCGCAGGAUGGCGGCCGGCGUGGCCGAGCUCAAGCCGGGCUGGCACUCGGCAAUGAGUCAGGGUCACGCGAUCUCUUUGCUGUCGCGCGCGUACUACCGCAGCGGCGACGCCACGUACCUGCAGGCCGCCAAGCGCGCCCUCUACCUGCUGGACGUGCCCAGCCACGCCGGCGGGGUCAAGGCCAUGUGGAUGGAUAAAUAUGUCUGGUACGAGGAGUAUCCCACCAAACCACCUCUGUUCGUCCUCAACGGAUUCAUCUACACUCUCCUCGGUCUCUACGACCUACACGUAAUAGAAGGUGAGAACUCUAUAUCUUUAGCCAAGAAAAUGUUUGAUGACGGUAUGACGUCACUGAAGACCCUUCUGCCGCUGUUCGACACCGGUAGCGGGAGCUUUUACGACCUGAGGCACUUCACGCUGGGAGUAAGCCCUAAUAUUGCAAGGUGGGACUACCACGCUACACAUGUCAACCAGCUGUACCUCCUCGCGGGCCUGGACAGUGACCCCAUACUGAUCAACACGGCGAAACGCUGGGAGGGGUACAUGCAGGGCAAGAGAGCCGCUCAUAAUUGAUAUCACAUGUCGGCAGGCGACACCUGCUUCUUUAUCUUCUUGAAGUCGCUACUUGGAAGUAAGUCAGGAUUUAAGAGCAUACGUUAAAUGUAUGCCAAUUGCCAAUUGCCCUCAUUGGUAAUGUUUAAAUUCGAUCAUGGGAUAAGGUUAGUUCUGGCUUUGUUCAGCCAGAGGGCGGAUCGUUCGAAUUUAAGAUGAGAGGGGUUCUUACACUGGCUUACCAGAAAAAACAUUUUAAACUCGAAUGCUCGAUGACAAUAAACGUUCCGAGUUGCAUCGACGAUUCUCGAAUAUUCUCCAAAAUCGAAUUCAAAAUGAGUUUGAAUUCAUUUGAACGAAUUUAGCCGACGCUUUGCCGAAGUUACUCUUCACAAGUGGAACAGUAACGGGACUGAUUGGGUUUCGAGAAUGAGCUAGAAUGCUCUUAGACUGUUUGUAAUAAGUAUACAGAAAGAAUUACGGUUAGCUUAGGAGUCCGAAUCAAACGUGUGUAAAUACUGCCUCUGGGCACAAAAAUAAAGAUAUUUUUCUACGACAUAAAGACAAACAAAAGGCAAAGAUUUAAAUAAAUUAAAACUUCAUUGUACAGAUAAUUUAUUGGUAGGAUUAGAUUUACAAGAUAAGUGAAACUUUGUUUAGAAAUCUUUUCCGCAUAUUUCGACACAUUUUUUAAGGUAUUUAUGAUUUAAGUAACAAAACAUAUCAAAGUAUGAACAAUGCCAAUGUGUAGAACAAUAUAAGACAAUUAUUUUUACUACUUUGAAGUUGAUCUACUACGAUACAAGAUCAAGUCUUAUUCUUUCACAAACCGCUUUUCAAUAUUUCCAGUAUUUUAUAAUUGAUUAAAAACAAUAAUUGUAAAGAGAUAUAUACCCUUAAUAUUUGCUGAAAAGAAACUUGACUUUAAACCCAAAGACAUUUUAAGUUAAAUCGUUUGUAUAGUUCAUAAGCUAUACGAUCUUUUUCAAAGAUACCGGUGAAGACUGAUGACAAAAACAAUUUGUAAUAUUUACAAAUUAUGUAGGUACACAAGAAACUUUCAAUGUGAAGAAUUUAUUUUACUGUACGCUACAUAUUAAAUGUAUUUCUACUAAACAAAAUAUUUCGUUUCCAUAUAAAAUCGUAUGGAACUCUUGACAUCCACUUUCUAGUGAAAUUGAAGACAUAAAAGAUUAUGUAUCGCGUCUGUGGCGUACAGUGAAAGGAUUUUCUUUAGAUUAUUAAUUUGGCUUAUCGAUUUUUAUCAUUUAAUUUAAUAUUGUACUCUACAGUAGAGGAUAGUGUAACUUCGUAGUGUUAGUGGACGUCAUAUCAACAAUACAUGUAAAUACAUUGACACUGUAACAACGUAUAAUCAAUUUUAACUCAUCUCUGCGCGCGGUGCCAUGUGUGUGUAACCCUCGUUAAUAUACAAGGAAAAUGCACUAAACACAGCUUUAGUUCGUGUGUCAUUGCCACACAAGUGGAAUCUUCUUAUAAAUAAAAAUGAAUGGCUGUUCGUUAGUCUGGCUUAAACUCGAGAACGGCUGAACCGAUUCGUAAAGGACCAGGGAGCGUUUAAACGGUGACAAAAUUUGCAAAAGUUGCAAAAAAGACAUGAAUAUUUGUCUGCAUUGUUAUUAUCGACUGUUAGGCCGUAGGUACAUGGUUCGCCGGGACAGCUUAUCUCCAAUAGUAAUAAUGCGGUCAAUAUCACUCACACAUAGCAACGCACGCGCAGGUGAGUCAAUCUAUUUGUAACUUAGGAAAAUCUUUUAUAACUUGUUUUCUUAUAUUCUUCUGUGACUAUGUUAUGCUUGCCUAACAGUUAUUAUUUAAGAGCUAUAUUAUUUACGAAUGUUAUUAUUAUUAUUUUGAUAUAUUUAUUUUUAAUACCUAAUUUUAUAUACAAACACUUUUUACAGUGAUUGAAUGCCAAUUUAUACUUCAGCGGAGUCGAAAAGCAUCAAUGCCUAUUAUUUAUAAAGAAAUAUGACCCUUAUGUCGUUGAGUUAAGGGUGUUGUAAGGAUUCAUGAGCCCUGUGGCUCUGCUGUAGAAUGAUUUGACCCCUAGAAAAGCUGUAUUAAAAACAAUAUGAGUGAUCCAACAACGUCUUGCCAUUAAGAUUUUAUUUACAAAUUAUUAAUCAUUUUAUUAUUGUUCGCAAAUGCGCCUCAAAAUUAGAGUAAAUAAUACUGACUACUAGCGGAUAUCAUCAUAUAAGAAUGUACUAGGUAAAGUAAAAGAAAAACAACCUUAUUGACUUCUUGUGGACGAAGGGCCGAAUGGACGUGAAAAUUGUAAAAAAAGAGUUUGUAGAAGAGUAGGAAUAUAGAUUCUGUCCUAAUACUUGAUGGCAGAGGCUCCCAUACUAUCUACCAGAUUCAAGUGUCUGUGAAGAUUUACGCUAGUGGUCGUUAGCCUAAUAAUUCUUAUGUCUUAUUAUAAACGACAAAUAAUUAAAUAUAAUCAUCAUAAAUAGGUAGAAAGUAUAGAAAAAAUAUAUAUUGUAUGUAAAUAUAAUGAGCCAAUUGAGUACUUAGUAAUUAGUAGAACUUCAGCUUCAGGAAUAGAAUUGUAUGCAAGUUUUAAUAACGUAUACGUAAUCUUGCCCAGAUAUGUUCAAAAUGCAUUAUUUAAAUAUUUAUAUUAACUUUAGACUAAUUUAAUUGUCAACCUAUCUGUGUUAGGAUGUUGCAAAUCAUUGCAUACGCACGUUUCUUGUUAUAUUUAUAUAUUUUAUCUACAAAUUGUGCUGACGCACUAUGAUAACUCCGUUGUAAAUUUCUCGCUAUGAGUAAUAUGCCUCGUCACAGCUUUCCUCAUCUAUUUUCAGCUUUUUAUAUGAUUCUCAGUUUUUUUUGUCCCAGUCUUUUCAAUGUUCUCUAUUAAGCUUUAACAUACUCUCGCAGUAUGAAGCCGGAGACGGAAGGGCGGGAGUCUUUAAAGUACUGUUGCAGUUGUGGAAGAUAGAUAAUGCUAUUCAACACAUAGCGCCCUGUCUCGCUUUCAAACUGGAACGGUGGUGGUCGACAUCGGUCCUCAGGUGAUCGAACACCUUUUUCUUUCUCUGGUGCUAUGGGCAACCAUUUCUAGACACUCAUGGCUUUUUUACUUUUUGCCCAGUUACCGCGACACUUCCAAUCUUAUUUGAUCCUUGCUGCCCUUUCUACCUACCUCAAUUAUGCCCGUUUUGCAACGUAACAUAUCAUAGAAAAUGUAUUCCUGUUGAGAACUUGUACAAAUUAAAAUCAAUUAUCUGAUGUCUUAAAUAGUCUCCUAUUACUAGACUUUUUCAUAAGGCAUGUCUGAUUAGUCGAGCGACUUUCCGUAUAGACAAUACAAAAAAAGUUGUACCUAUAGAGUUUUUUCUAGAAAAAGAAUAUUAUUAAAUCUAUUAGAUUGUCGUCCGGCUGUGAGCAAAAGCACAAUUUUUAUAACUAUUAAAAUUUUCGGAAGUCAAUUGUUGGGUGUAUCAUAACUUAACAAAUGUUGAAGUAAUUAAAAUCUGUCUAUGAGGAUUGAUGCCCCGAAUAUUUGUAAAUGUUUAGAUGUAGAUUUACAGUAAAGUUCUACUUGUUCCAUAUUUAUAUCUAUCGGGACAAGUUAGUAGCAAGUACCUAUAAGAAGAAAAAAGUUGUAGCUAACAGGUUUAUAGACUAUAUCUAUGUAUCAAUAAUUACUUAUAUAUGUGGUACAUUAUGUAUUUCAAGUGUUACCAACAACCUUUCUCACUAAUAAUGUUAAUAAUGCAAACAAUAAUUUUAAAAUACUAAUUUAUUAACUUCAAUGUAUUCUGAAGUUUCUACGAGAAUGUACCUAAUGUGGUUAGAACAAUAUUGUUUACCUAGCUUUAAUUCGUUUAAUUUAUUGUGCAUUUUUUUGUCAAAACGUUCGUGGUGCUAAGCCCUGAUAAACGUGCUUCGUAAUAAAAAGAAGUCAAAAUUGAACAUUCCAUUUAUAAAAGAGCUUAUUAACCUAGUAGUUAUUGUAUAUACUGUUCUUAGAGCACUGUUUUUGUUAACUUUCUGUAUUUAACAUGUGAAAAUGUUGCCAUAUGAUGAUGUUAUACAAAUUAAUGAAAUUUUAACUCGGGCACUAUGUGACCCUUUCAAUUCCAAAUUCUUAAUAAUGCUAACAGCUACUGACAAACGGUGAAGGAAAACAUCCUGAGGAAACCUGGAUUCCAUGUAUUGGAAUCUGUAGGCAUUCGCUAACUCGCAGUGAGCAAGCGUAACGAUCAUUGCUCGAACCUUCUCUAUAAGGAAAAAGGCCUGCGUCCUGUUAUAGGCUUAGUAUCGUCAUGAUGUUAAUUAGUUUAAUAACAAAAAGUUUAUAUAACAUCGUUGUGUGGUAUGAAUAUUCGUGUAAUGAUAUGUAAUAACUUAUUCUGCAUUUGUAGAUUGUAGUGGGAUAGUGAAUGCACUUGUGAAUGACAAUAAAGCGUCUCAAUUAUAA